Ictidomys tridecemlineatus (thirteen-lined ground squirrel) is the source of this 1351-nucleotide messenger RNA. It is a transcript of the gene Wdr38, whose product is annotated as WD repeat domain 38. The record is from RefSeq and is a predicted model, not a curated record. Gene Ontology annotation, cellular component: nucleus. NCBI's taxonomy places the organism in Eukaryota, Metazoa, Chordata, Mammalia, Rodentia, Sciuridae. Gene Ontology annotation, molecular function: protein binding.
AAAGUCCCCAACGCGGCUGCGCGCCCCGCCCUUAUUACCAUGGAGAUCUCUUGUACACAGUUUCCCCUUUUCCUCGGGCCAGUCCUAAACGCGGUUCCGCAGGCGGGACUAGCGCUGGCCUAGGAGGGAAUCCUCCAAGGUCGGACCGUCGGGGGCCCAUGAAUAGCAGGGCUCCACUUUCCGUGGGGAGAGUGACAUUCUUUGGCCGGCAUCGCGGGGAGGUCAACUGCUCUGCCUUCUCUCCUGAUGGCCAGACGCUGCUCACAGCCUCUGAGGACGGCUAUCUGUACGGUUGGGAGACCAAGAGUGGGCAGCUGCUGUGGAGGCUGGGUGGCCACACAGGCCCGGUUAAGUUCUGCUGCUUCUCCCCGGAUGGCUACCUUUUUGCCAGCUCCUCCAGUGACCGUACCAUCCGCCUGUGGGACCUAUCAAGAGCUGAAUGUCUGUGGGUGCUGAAAGGUCACCAGCGGAGUGUGGAGACAAUCAGCUUCAGCCCUGACUCAAGACAGCUGGCAUCAGGUGGCUGGGAUAAGCAGGUGAUGCUCUGGGAAGUGCAGUCGGGACACAAACUGCGCCACUUGGAAGGGCACCAUGACUCCAUCCAGAGUAGCGACUUCUCCCCCAAUGCCAACUGCCUGGCCACAGGCUCAUGGGACUCUACUGUGCGCAUCUGGGACCUGAGGGUAGGGACCCCAGCUGUAUUCCAUCAGGAACUGGAGGGUCACAGCGGCAACAUCAGCUGUUUGUGUUAUUCAUCAUCUGGCCUCCUGGGAUCUGGCUCCUGGGACAAGAACAUCCACAUCUGGAAACCCAAUACCAGCAGCCUGAUGGUCCAGCUAAAGGGCCAUGUAGCCUGGGUGAACAGCAUAGCUUUCUCUCCGGAUGAGGGGCAGCUGGCCAGCGCUAGCUACUCAGGAACGAUCAAAGUCUGGGACUACAACACAGGAAAGUGCCUUGAGACCUUGAAGGUAAGACCUGUAGCUGCAGCCCCCAGUGAGGGAUCCAGGAAGGACUUCAAGACCUGGAGCCUGGUGCUGUGCUUCUGGCAGGGAUUUCUGGAUGUGGCCCACACCUGUGCCUUCACUCGACAAGGCAAACUAUUGGUGUCUGGAGCUGCUAUUUAGGCAAGAUACCAAGUCCACUGCUUGUUCAAGUCACACUUGAACAACACAGGCCCACAGUAACUAAGAGUGCCCAUCAGACCCUGCAGCCAGGACUGCCAGCACCACACCAAGGCAGCUGACAUCUACGGGUGGCAGGACACCACUAAACACCUGGCACUGUAGCUCCAGCCUUAGCCCCAAACCACCUAUUCAGUCUGGUCUGUGGAAACAGCAUUAAGCACAAAGCA